Molecule: messenger RNA, 3236 nt
Organism: Daucus carota subsp. sativus
Lineage: Eukaryota; Viridiplantae; Streptophyta; Magnoliopsida; Apiales; Apiaceae
Exons: 2
Coding region: 467-3235 (922 amino acids)
Molecular function (GO): zinc ion binding
Source: RefSeq, a predicted model, not a curated record
CUAAAGAGUGUGAAAAAAAUUUAAAACGUAUGGUCAAAUCAUCUGUUUGCAAUUAUGAUUUUUUUGAAAGUGUGCAUCAUCUGUUUGCAAUUAUGAGCUCGUUUAAAGUCAUGCAAUUAUGAGUUUUUGAACAGUUUGCAUCAGCUUUUUUUGUAUGGUCACAUCCCUCACAUUUAACACAUAGUGCAGCAUGCAAUAAUAUCAAUGGAUUUAUGCAGUAGCUUGUUCAGAGAAUCAUUCAUUACUUUAUUGCUCAUUGAUAGAUUGACUGCAUACCAAUAAGUGGACACAAAAAUUGCAUGCACUAUUGAAGCACAGUGGUUAACUUUGAAAUUCGUCCUUAAAAGCUGAAGCAUUUGUGGUUGCCUAUCCACAAAACCAUCAUCACUUGAAAAAACCUCAUUGGCAAGCUAUCAGAAAACCAAAACCACCAAAAGCAAACCACUCCAAAAAAACCAAAACAAAGAUGGACGGUUACGUAAACGUCAAUUUCUUCUGGGGAGGUGAAAUCAUAAAACAAGAUAACGAUGUUCUCUACACCUUAGAUCCGAAAGAAAUGAUGUAUGUGAAAUUGAGCAGCUCACUUGAAGAACUACGAAAUAUGGUGUUCGGGUUGAUGCAUAUAAGUAGGCAUCAUUGGGAUGUCAAGCUUAGUGUGAAAUAUCCUCGAAUCGGGGUUAGUAACCUCGUUUCGGGGUUCUUUGUGAAGUCUGUUAAAUCGGACGACGAUGUUCGUAGGAUGUUAAGUAUCCCCGAGAGAUUUCACUUGGGUGGAGACGUAUCAUUGUUUAUCGAGGCCGAGAGUAUUGCUCAACCCAGCCAACACUAUGGAGGCGAGUAUGGGGGGAACUAUGGACAAACCGGACAAACCGCUGCAGGUGGCCAAGUUUCAAAUUAUGUUGAAAACUACGGUGGGAGUUUUGGAGGCGAUUAUGGGGGAAACUAUGGACAAAGCCAGGGCAUGCAAGGGUGGUCUAGCGGCUACAACUACGGGACGAUUGGAGAGUAUGGUGGUGGCUCGAGUAAUACGGGUCGUUUUGUUGUUGAAGAGGUUGUGGACGAGGACGAUUUGAGUGGUAGACAGCCAUCACCGGCUCGUCAAACCCCGAAAAGAGGUGCAGCUAUAGCUCUUGCACUGGAGAACCAGGAGGAUGAUGAAGAGUAUGGCUCGGAAAGAGCCAUAAGCAGCAGUGACGAUUCGGAGUGGAAUCUAUCACAGGAGGAUGUUCCGGAAAGUGAAGAUUUUUCGGAGGUUGAUUCCGAUGAAGAAAGAGAGGGAAACAUGCACUUGCAAACACAGGCAUUGUCUAUUCAUGAACCUAGAGCUGCAUGGUUUGGAUCCCAGGAUUACGAGCCUGUGAUUGUGUCCAACAAGGACGCAGUUAUGUCACUCGGGUUUGAUCCCGCCAACGAUGAGUUAACCGAAGGAGCUCUAUUUGCUACCAAGGAAGUGCUCAUAGCUGCUGUGAAACAUGCACACAUAAGUACAGAUCGAAAUUUCAUCGUGGAGAAAAGCUCCACGCAAGUCUACAAAGUUAAAUGUGUGGUUUCAAACUGCAAGUGGAAGCUAAGGGCCGCGAAGAAGAAGUCCCACGGCCUUUUUCAAAUAACUAAAUGUCCAGAGAUUCACACAUGCCUACUGGAUAGACCCACGCAGGACCACCGCAAAAUUUCAGCAAAAAUGAUUGGCUAUGUGGUUGCUCCCUACAUCUCCCAGACCCCUCAAUUGAAGGUAAGCAACAUCAUCACAAUGGUCAAUGAUGAGUACCACCAUUUGGUUAGUUACUUGAAAGCAUGGAGGGGGAAGAUGGCCGCCAUGGAAAGCGUUUAUGGAAGCUGGAAGACAACCUACAACGAGCUCCCUCGGUUCCUUAAUGUCAUGGCCAGUACAAAUGUCGGAAGUAUAGUUGUGGUUGAGGUUGUUCCACAUCAUAAAGAGAGGGGUACAUCGACAUUUGUUCGUGCAUUUUGGUGCCUAAAAGCAAUGAUUGAUGGUUGGCAGUAUGCACGGCCAGUUAUUUCCAUUGAUGGUACAUUUCUUAAGGGAAAGUAUAAUGGGAAAUUGCUGGUCGCGGUGGGAGUCGACUCUAAUAACCACCAAUAUCCCAUAUGCUUCGCCCUUGUUGAUGAGGAAACAACUGAAAAUUGGUCUUGGUUUCUACGUCUUUUACGUAGACAUGUAUGCCGAGAUAGAUUGGGGGUUUGUAUUAUAUCUGACCGUGCGACGGGGAUCCUUGCUGCAAUGAAUGACGAAGCGAGUGGUUUUACCCCGCCGAUGGGCUAUCACAGAUUCUGCCUCCAUCAUGUUAGGAGCAACUUCUCCAAGGCAUUCCCGGGAAAGGAGCUUAAAAUGUUAAUGUGGCUAGCCGGCAAUACGCCACAGAUUAGGAAAUAUGAUGCCUACAUGAAGAAGAUUGGAGAGCUUUCGCCUCAAGGCUUGAGGUGGUUGCUAGGGAUAAGUCCAGCCCUCUGGACUAUUUGUCAUGACACAGGCCACGCUCGUUUCGGCCAAGCUACCACAAACAUCACGGAGAGCUUUAAUGGUAACGUGCGCGUGGCUCGGCACCUACCUGUGACCGCAAUGAUUGAAUUCAUGUUUUAUAAAACUGUUAGGACGGUCAAUAAGGAGAGGAACGCAGUGCUUGAGGGCAUUGGGGAGGGUCAUGAACUUUGUCUAAGGACGAGAAAUAAGUUGGAGAAGAUUGCAGCCAAAGCUAACACACACCGGGUCGAGACAUUUAAUAGAGGAACCGGUUUGUUCUCCGUAAAGACGCAAAGGUACAUGGUAAAAGGGUGCAAUAAGGGCGGGAACACGCAGGUGGUUGACAUAACUCAGCGUACAUGCACUUGCGGGAAAUGGGCUUGCCACCGCCUACCGUGUUCACAUUUGAUUGCUGCUUGCAACCACAAUCACUUAAACUGGAAACAGUGGAUUGGCCCCUUCCACUACAACUCUACUUUGUUGAAAUUGUGGGAGCCAAUGAUAUAUCCAUUACCAGCAACUGGGUAUUGGGAUAUUGAUUUGCCAGUGCAAUGGAGAAUGUUUGGAACUGUGGUACCGAACGAGGCCUUGCGAAAGAGAAGGCGUAAACGAGGAGAAAGGGGUCAAUCCGUCAGAAUACGCACGGAGAUGGACAGUUCCCGUACAAGUCACAAAUGUGGCCGCUGCAAGCAAGAAGGACACACUAGACGUAGUAAAAGGUGUCCAUUGUACAAUGUUGACCCUACUGUGUAAU